Messenger RNA from Fibroporia radiculosa, 576 nucleotides. RefSeq lists its product as uncharacterized. The transcript has 5 exons. The record is from RefSeq and is a predicted model, not a curated record. Gene Ontology annotation, cellular component: plasma membrane. Gene Ontology annotation, biological process: small GTPase-mediated signal transduction. Gene Ontology annotation, molecular function: GDP binding; GTP binding; GTPase activity. NCBI's taxonomy places the organism in Eukaryota, Fungi, Basidiomycota, Agaricomycetes, Polyporales, Fibroporiaceae. The coding region runs from base 1 to 576 and encodes 191 amino acids.
AUGCCCGGUGACAUCCUCAGGAAGAGAAAGAUCGCCGUCCUUGGUUCUCGCUCAGUCGGGAAGUCUUCGCUCGUUAUUCAGUUCAUCGACAACAACUUUGUGGAAUCCUACUACCCUACCAUCGAGAGCACCUUUUCCAAGAGCAUAAGCUACAAGGGCGUCGAGUACGACUGUGACAUCAUCGACACCGCCGGCCAGGACGAGUACACCAUCCUCAACUCCAAACACGCCAUCGGCAUCCACGGCUUCGUCCUCGUCUACUCCGUCACGUCCCGCAAGUCCUUCGACAUGGUCCAGGUCGUCUACGACAAGAUCAUCGACUUUUGCGGCAUGAACUCUAUCCCCUGCGUUAUCGUCGGCGCAAAGACCGACCUCCAGCAGAGCACAACCAGACAGGUCGCCCCCACUGAAGGCGAGGAGCUCGCAAAGAGCCACCACGCCGCCUGGAUCGAGACCAGCGCGAAAAACAACGUUAACGUCGCCAAGGUCUUCGAGCUCUGUCUUGGCGAAAUCGAGAAGGCCGCGCCAAAUAGCAACGCCACCGAGCCUCCAGCCAGCAAAUGCGUCAUUAUGUGA